Spirodela intermedia is the source of this 1864-nucleotide messenger RNA. The record is from the annotation of a GenBank genome assembly. Lineage: Eukaryota; Viridiplantae; Streptophyta; Magnoliopsida; Alismatales; Araceae.
AUGAUGAGGAACUUCAAGGUAUUCGUGUACCAGGACGGCGAUCCGAAUACGUACUAUCAGACGCCUCGGAAGCUGACGGGCAAGUACGCCAGUGAGGGCUACUUCUUUCAAAACAUACACGAGAGCUCGUUCCGCACCGAGGACCCUGAAAAGGCGGACCUGUUCUUCAUCCCCAUCUCCUGCCACAAAAUGCGGGGCAAGGUAAAAUCCAUUCUCAGAUCAGAACUGGGUAUGAUCGGAGACUUACUUUGAUUAUCGAGGUGCUCUGUUGAGGAAUCGCUUCAUCUCGGUGCUUUCCAAAUCAUCUUUCAGGGAAUAUCAUAUGAGAACAUGACUGUCAUUGUACGGAACUAUGUGGAGAGCUUGAUAGCAAAGUACCCUUAUUGGAACAGGACACUGGGAGCAGAUCAUUUCUUUGUAACAUGCCAUGAUGUCGGGGUGAGGGCAACUGAGGGGCUAGCUUUACUUGUUAAGAAUGCUAUCCGAGUCGUCUGCUCCCCGAGCUAUGAUGUGGGGUACAUCCCUCACAAGGACGUUGCCUUGCCUCAAGUGCUACAGCCAUUUCCCCUCCCAGCAGGAGGAAACGACAUCGAGAACAGGUUGGCCACUCAUGAAGGUUGCUCUCGUUGAGUAAUAUCUCCUGUUACCGAUGGAAUUUAGUUGCAUUUCAUUUUGAGACUUUUGGCUUUGCAAUGGUAUUCUGUGGAGCUUGCUGUAUCAUUUGCCUGUGUUGGAGUACUAAACUUGCGUCAACCCACUGUCAUCCCGACCUGAAAAUGGCAGAAUAUAUGGAAGAGCAAAGGCAAAAUGGUAACAUGAGACCAUGGGGAUCAACAUAGGAUAGUUAUUUUACCUGCUGGGAGCGAGGAACUUAUCAACACGUUCUCACAGAAAUAUGGGUUUCCAACACAGAAACAUGAUCCUCUUCUGACCGAAUGAGAGCUUUCUUAUGGAUUCUUUUCAGUCGAGUCUUGGUUCUCCAAUUUUUUAUUUUUUUGCUUUGGGAAUCGGCACGGUUUAACUAACUUUACGACCAUCUUUCAGGACAAUACUCGGGUUCUGGGCCGGGCACCGCAACUCUAGAAUAAGAGUUAUUCUAGCGCGUGUAUGGGAGAACGACACAGAGCUUGCUAUCAGCAAUAAUCGAAUCAAUAGAGCUAUUGGGGAGCUUGUUUAUCAGAAGAGUUUCUAUAGAACCAAGUUUUGCAUAUGCCCGGGUGGUUCCCAGGUUAACAGUGCUCGCAUAGCUGAUUCCAUUCACUAUGGAUGUGUUCCAGGUGAGAAACUUGUUGCUGCUGUGCGUGGUAGGGAUCUUAUUCAAUGAGAAUCCCCGGAACAAAUUCAAACAAAUUCAAACGAAUUUGUUCCAGGGAUUGAAACAGAUUCCUUGUCUCUUCUUUGUACCCAUUUUCUCUCUGUGCAGUACUUUCUCUUUCUGAUCUUCGAUUUGAUGUUCUAUGGAUGUUGUUGCUGUUCCUUUCAGUCAUUCUGUCCAACUACUAUGAUCUUCCGUUCAAUGAUAUCCUCGAUUGGCGGAAGUUCUCUCUCGUACUCAAGGAGAGUGAUGUUUACAACCUUAAGCAAAUUCUCAAGUCCAUAUCCGACGAGAAGUUUGCCAUGUUGCACAAGAGGCUGGUUGAGGUAUUCUUUUGGCCAGAGAAUGCUGGAUCUGUGACAUGUUCUUAACCACAAUAUCAUCAUCAUCAUCAUUGACGACGACGAUUAAUGAGAUGUUGAUGCUGCUCUAACUGUGUGCGAUCAGGUCCAGAAGCAUUUCGAGUGGCACUCACCUCCGGUGCCCCACGAUGCAUUCCACAUGGUGAUGUUCGAGCUCUGGCUUCGCCGCCACGUGAUCAAGUACUGA